AUGAUAAGAUAGACUAUUGAUAAACUAGUAAAAUUAUAUUUUUUUAUAAACAAUUAUAUUUGUAUUUUUAAUUUGAAAAAAAAAAAAUAGCUAAAAUUAUAUUUGGGUCAGGGUAGAAAGUGAUGCAAUAGAAAAUACCAAAUUGUGCUAUUAUUAUAAAUAAUAAUAAAUAAAAAAAUAAUAAUUUAUGAUAAAAGUGUAGCGGUGUUGAUUGAUAAAUUAAUUUUUUAAUUUAAAUAAUAUUUAGAAAUGUGAUUAAUAAAUAAUAACAGUAAAAAGGUUAAUGAACUUUUUGACAUAAUUUUGUAGAUUAAUUCUUAAAAAUGCCUGUGGCUUAGUUAUUAUAUAAAUUUUAAUUUUUUUUUUUAUUUAAUAAUAUUGAUUUUUAAUUAAUAAUAAUAUUUAGAAUUUAUUUUUUGUAUAAAUAGUUGAGUGAAUAAAUAAAAUAUCAUUUAUUUGUUGAAGAACAAAAAAAAAAAAAAAUGAAUCGAAAUUUUUAUUUUAUUUCGAAAUUUUCUUUACUUUCACUUUUAAAUCUGCACUAUUGAUUAUUAAAAUAAUUUUUUCGCAUGAAAAAAUUAAAGCUAAAUCAUUUGCUUGUUAAUUAAAAUAUAUUUAUAAAUUUUAUAAUAAAUUAAUUUACACUUUUUGAUAUGAUUUUAAAAACUAGCACAUUUAUAGUUUUUUAUAAAAAUCAUCAGAGCUAGAAAAAUCAUCAAAAAAAUACUUCAACAAUCAACGAGGGAAUAAAUAUUAUUAAAAAUGCUUCUCCAAUUGCCUGUUUUUUUAAUUAUUUUUCAUAGAAGAUUUUUAAAAUUAUUCAAUAAAUCACGUAAAAAAAAAUGGAUAUUGAAAGUUUAAAAAAUAUAAAAAAACCAAGAAGAAAAAUAAGUCAAUUAUUAAAACGUUAUGGUUUUUUUAUAAUGAUACUUUUAUGCACAAUAGCAGCAUCAAUAAAGCCAAAUUUAGGUGGAACAAAUGGUGUAAUAAAUAGCAACACAAUAUUAUGGUACAUAGCAAUACCACUGACUUAUCUUGAAGCUGGUUUAAUAUGUACACCAAAAUCUCUCUACUCAGCAAUAUCUCAUGGAUAUUUAUUAUCAUUUGUAAUUGUCUUCAUCUACAUUGUCAUGCCAAUACUAGCAAGAAUUGGCAGUUGUCUUUUGACAUAUAUUAAUGUCAACAUAUGGCUUUUAAAAGGAAUGGAAGUUUUUUUUUGUAUGCCACCACCGUUGAGUGUUAGUUUAGUUUUAACACGUAUUGCAAAUGCAGACAUGCCAACGAGCAUUGUAACAACAAUUUUAUCUCAUAUUGUUGGAUUUUUUUUAUCACCAUUUCUUCUUUACAUCAUGCUUGGAGCAUCAACACCACCACUUGUUGGUGUUAAUAUUGGAGAAAUGAUAUACAGUACAAUAGUGCCUUUUACAAUUGGUCUUGCCUUUCAAUAUGUUUUUUUAAAAAUGAAUUGUCAUAAUCAUCUUGAUGCUGGUUGGAUGUCUAUUGGAUUGUUGAUAAUAACAGCUUAUCAUUGGUUUUGUGAUGCUGUUACUGUUGACUCGACAUCUGUUGAAGCAAUUGAUAUAUUAUUUUGUGUAUUUAUUGCUUGUAUUGGACAAUUAAUGACAACUGGUCUUUGCUGGAUAUUUUGUUCAAGAUGGUUACCAAGACAAAUUCUUCUUGCAGCAUUAUUUACAAUAACUCAUAAAUCAGUUGGUAUUGGUGGAUGGAUAUUGCGUGGUGCAUAUCAUGGAUCUACUCAUGGUGUUGCUGUUAAUUUACCACUUGUCAUACUUCCAGUUGCACAAUUAAUAUUUGGAAGUUUACUGGCUUGUUGGAUAGCACCAUCAAGACGUGUUUAUUAUUAUUCAACAAAUAAUUUUAUUGAUCAUCAUUCAAGCAUUGAUGAACAAUCAAAAUUAAAUAAUUUAAAUUAAAUUUUUUAAUAAAUAAAUAAAAAACAAAAGGCUAGUGUAAUAAAUAAUUGCUUUUUUUUUUUCA
Molecule: messenger RNA, 1998 nt
Organism: Aphidius gifuensis
Lineage: Eukaryota; Metazoa; Arthropoda; Insecta; Hymenoptera; Braconidae
Product: sodium/bile acid cotransporter 7-like
Exons: 6
Coding region: 843-1934 (363 amino acids)
Cellular component (GO): plasma membrane
Source: RefSeq, a predicted model, not a curated record